UACAAAAAGAAAUCGAUAUCAGCUGGUUGAAAUUGUAAAGGAAUCGAUAUCAGUUGGUGAAGAAAUGGAGGAUUCCGACUCAAAUGAGGUCCUGAUUGAGGAAAUAGACAGCAACGACGUGCCGGAGAAUGAGCUGGAGCAGUUCCAGGAAACGGAGCCGCUGCGCGUGGUGGACAUAAUCGACUGCGACGCCGAUGGCGAGCGCAGGAGCUUCGAGGAGGAAGAGGAGGAAGGAGCUCUAAUCAAGCGCUAUGUGCAGGGCGUCCAGUGCCUGGAGUUCCCCGACUUUUGCACCAAGCUGGAGGCCAGCGACGAGGAGGAGGAGGAGCCUCUGGAAACAGCACCGGCCUCCAGCAGCGUGGAGCAGCCCAGCACUUCAGCUCAAGCUAAGGCCCCGCAGGAAAAGUCCUCGGGAAGUGGUCGUUCCGGCGGCGGUGGCUUCCGGAAGAGUCAGCUGAGCACCGCCCUGCAGGGACUGAUGGGCGAGGCCAACCUGAGCUUCGCCUACGGACGCUUUGAAACCGCCGAGCGCAUCUGCAUGGAGAUCAUCCGGCAGAAUCCGCUGGCCAGCGAACCCUUCUACACCCUGGCCGAGAUCUAUGAGAACCGCGACGAGGUCAAGUUCCUUAACUUCUCAACGCUGGCCGCCCACUUGAAUCCCCAGGAUCGGGACAUGUGGAUACGGGUCUCCGAUCUCCUCGUGCAGCAGGGCAACCUGGCCCGUGCCCGCCUUAUCUACACAAAGGCCAUCAAGAUGCUGCCCAAGGUGUAUCAACUGCGGCUGCGAAAAGCGCAGUUGCUGCAGAAAAUGGGCGAGACCAACGCUUCGAUGUUUACCUACUUGAAGAUGCUGCCCCUGAUGCCGCCGGACGAGUGGAAGAUGUGCCUGAACACGGCCAAGAACGUGGCCCGCUACUUUCAUGUCCUCGAGAAGCACACACUGGCCUUGGAGGCCAUGGAGGGGGCGUACAGCGUUUGCGGAGGGCGCUUCACUCUGGAGGACAUUAACAUCUACCUGGAACUGCUGAUUCUGAACAAGCAGUAUGCCAAGGUUUUGCGCUGCCUGCGGGAGCGCACCAACUUUGAGCUGGAGAACGACCAAGAGGAGAGUCUGGAGCUGAUUUACUUCUGCGAGAUACCGGAUGACUAUGUGCCCGAGUUACGGGCGAAGCUGUGCGUAAGCCUCAUCCACAUGCGGGCACACCACCUGCUGGGCUACAUCAUUCAGAAUGUACAGGAGCACAUCACUCUGACGGCGGACAGAGUGGAGCUGUACAUGGACAUCACGGAGGCUCUGAUGCAGGAGCACAAGUACGCCGAGGCCAUUGCGCUGAUGAGUCCCAUCACCGAUGGCGACACCGUCGAGUGCCCUGCCUUUGUGUGGCUGCGGCAGGCCGAGUGCCUCCGCCAGUUGAACCGCACCAACGAGGCCAUCCAGAGCUACGAGAAGGUGGUGCAACUGGCGCCCUUCUGCUACGACGCACGGUUCACCCUCUCCGCACUGCUGAAGCAGCAGGGCAGGCACGAGGAGGCCGUUCAGGCACUGGAGCAGCCGGGCGAAGCCGAGGGCCAGCCUCUGAUUGCCCGCCUAUUGUACGAGAGGUGUGUGAUGCUGCAGCAGAUCGGAAGAAUCGAGGAGUUCCUGGACGUGGGCUAUGCCCUGCUCAGCCGGCACUCAAUCAAGCUGUACAACCGCGAGGAAAUGAUGGCGGCCGCAAAUGGAGGCAGUGCCUACAAUUCUGAGAGCCUCAAAACCAUCAUCCAGAUGCGCAGCAAGGCGGUGGAUAGUUCCGCGGAGCAGGAUCUGCAGGAUCCCGCCAAGAAUGCCGCCACUGAGACCUCCGAUCUGACCGUCAAGGAUGAGUUUAACCUCUUCCAGGAGCUGGUGCGUACGGCUUUUAAGCAUGGCAUGCACAGCGCCGCCGAGAAGAUCUGCUUUGCCAUGGUGACCACAAAGAGAUUUACAUACUACCACCACGAGAUCGAGAGGAUUAUGGUGCUGACCUGCUACUACAACGAUGACUGUGCCAUAGCGUUUUCGUAUCUGCGCGAGCUAAUCGCCAAGCAGCCCAGCCAGACUACUUUGUGGAAUAUGCUAUCGCUGAUGAUUCAAAAGGGCGAUGAGGUUCGCUACUAUCGCUAUAUGCGCCGCCUGAUGCAACGCCAUCCGGUGGAUACCAAACCGAUGCGCAUUUUCCAGGGCCACUAUCACCUGAACUGCGCCUCCUUCAAGUACGCCCUGAACAUCUACAUGCCCAUUCUGCGCGAGAAUCCCGAUGCCCUGGUGGCCCUCUGCAUAGCCGUGGCAUUUAACCAACUUUCGCUGCAGAAGAAGGUGCUCCGCAAGUCGGCCUCUGUGGCCCAGGCCGUGGCCUUUGCCCAGCGCUACAAGGAGCUGCGAUCCGCGGGCCAUCAGUUCGGGGACUGCGCCGCCCAGCAGGAGAUCUUCUACAACAUCGGACGUAUCUACCACCAGGCCAACAUCCUGCACCUGGCUGUGGAGUACUAUGAAAGGGCUCUGGCCGUGCCACUUCAUCCGCUGAUUGCGGAGCACGAGGCCACUCUGGGUCUGCAGCACGAGGUGGCCUUCAACCUGCACCUCAUAUACCGAGCCCAUGGGAACAAGUGGAAGGCCCGCCAGUACCUGAUGCGUUACUGCGUGGUCUAAUCUGAGUAGCGUCAAGGAAUAGGUAUAUAUGUAACUAUCCUAAGUAGUAUCUUUAAGUGGUGUAAAUAGCUUUGUAGUCAUAAGCACUUUUUAUAAAAGGACAUUUCAUUUGUGAUGA
Drosophila subpulchrella is the source of this 2786-nucleotide messenger RNA. Its product is annotated as general transcription factor 3C polypeptide 3. The transcript has 2 exons. The record is from RefSeq and is a predicted model, not a curated record. Gene Ontology annotation, molecular function: protein binding. Gene Ontology annotation, biological process: transcription by RNA polymerase III. Gene Ontology annotation, cellular component: transcription factor TFIIIC complex. The coding region runs from base 65 to 2668 and encodes 867 amino acids. NCBI's taxonomy places the organism in Eukaryota, Metazoa, Arthropoda, Insecta, Diptera, Drosophilidae.